Cryptotermes secundus is the source of this 1577-nucleotide messenger RNA. It is a transcript of the gene mRpL15, whose product is annotated as 39S ribosomal protein L15, mitochondrial. Gene Ontology annotation, cellular component: mitochondrial large ribosomal subunit. The record is from RefSeq and is a predicted model, not a curated record. Lineage: Eukaryota; Metazoa; Arthropoda; Insecta; Blattodea; Kalotermitidae. Gene Ontology annotation, biological process: translation. The coding region runs from base 108 to 998 and encodes 296 amino acids. The transcript is spliced from 5 exons. Gene Ontology annotation, molecular function: structural constituent of ribosome.
AUGCUUCCGGGUGUUGUAUUGGAUUAGAAUACGAAUGUAAUGUGGUUUUAUGAUUCGUUACUCGAAUUAUAAAUAGGGAGGACUGAUUGUAAAAGAAUAUAAGUAUAAUGAGUUUCUCGGGAAAGAAGGGUGCGGACAAGGCCUUUGCCAUGUUAAGAACACUUCCUCGUGUUUGUUUGGGUAAUAUCCGAAGAAAUCCGGGAACACGAAUCAGGCCAACCAGAGGCCGAGCACAACAUGGAGGUGACAAACAUGGUGCUGGUAACAAGGGUUCGGGGCAAAGACAGAAUUACAUGCGCCUUGGAUAUGAAACUGGAAACACCCCUUUCUAUCUGCGUUUCACAUGUGAACCAUAUUACAAGGGACAUCACUUGCGACGGGAGUACCCACCUCUCUCCUUACUACAGCUUCAGAAAAUGAUUGACACAGAUCGUCUGGAUGUCUCGCAACCAAUUGAUUUGUCACUUAUGUGCAAUACAGGAUUAUAUAAAAUGGAUCCCCAUCAUAAACAUUUUGGCAUUCAGUUGACAGAUGAGGGAGCAGACAUUUUCAAAGCAAAAGUAAACAUAGAAGUUCAGUGGGCAUCAGAACCAGUCAUUGCUGCCAUCGAGAGAAAUGGAGGUGUUAUUACAACAGCUUAUUAUGAUGUUCACAGUCUUUGGGCUGUAAUCAAUCCUAAACAUUUUUUCAAUAAAGGAGAGGCAAUUCCACGCCGCAUGCUGCCACCAGAGGAUGCAGUAGAUUACUACACAAACCCUGCUAAUCGUGGUUACCUGGCAGAUCCUGAGAAGAUUUCCUGGGAGCGUCUGGUGUUGGCACAAAAGUAUGGUUAUCAGUUGCCAGUACUUGAAAAUGAUCCAGAUUAUGCCAUGCUCACCCAAAGGAAGGAUCCAAGGCAGAUAUUUCUAGGACUUGAACCUGGUUGGGUGGUGAAUCUUCGUGAUCGUUGCAUCCUCAAACCCACAGAUGAACAACUCAAAGAAUUUUAUUGUUCAUAGCCUAUGAACAAAGCAGCCGUUAUUAAUGCAAUUAACAUAAUGAAUUAAUAUAAACAAAAUAUUUGUCUCACCUGUCUCAAAGGAUUUUGUUUUUAAUUUGUCUUUAUAAUAUUGCAUACAUCAGCUACUAAAUUGUUUAACAAAAAUUUUUUUGCCGACGAAAAAUACAAAUUACAAUACUACAGGUUUUCUUUUUUAAUCAGUAUACAGUGAAACAUCGCCACAGUUUGAUACGUUGCAUUAUUCAAAAUGAUUUAAACAACAAGGAUUUCACAGUGGUAUUAUAAUACCUACUUUCCCCACAUACAAUGACCCCUUUAUGGAUCAGCUUAUGUAAAGGUUUCCAAAGGGAUGUAACUAUAAAUAUUGGUUACUUAAUGGUGGUACACAGAUAUAAAGGCUGCUCUUGCGCAGUAAAGUCUUUUAUUUUCCUUUAACUGUGCAAUCAGUGUAAGCAAGUCAUUAUUCAAAACGCAAAUUUAGCAAUGUAUAUUUGUUGCUGGAAUCACAACUACCUUCUAUACAGGCAGCCAUUUCUGUUAACAGUAUGUUAUAAAUCAUAAUACACUGAUGACUGAA